CUUUGAGUCGACGUCACUUCCUGAGGAGACAAUCAAGCUCGGGCCAUUCUCUUUAGUGUUUGCCGUGUUUUCCCAAUGUCCAUCUCCACACAGCCCGCAUUUUGAUACAAAACUAACAUUAACCGGCUCUUGAAACUGGCAAUAAACAAAAGCAAACGAAAGUAAAUGCACCCGUACUAUGAAGUAACUAAAGCUGCUCAAAAGGAACGACGAGGAAAGUGUACCUUCCAACCUCCUCAAGAAGCAGUUCCUACAACUUUGGCAUUCACCAUUGCUGCACUACAAAGGUUUCAUCUUGACCUCAGCCCACGAGUGACUGAAGUACACCUACAAAGAUGUCCCAGAUCCAGUUUCAGUGUCCGGCUAGCCCCAUGCCUGCUGCCCCAGCCCCAGCCCCACUGCAGAUAGGGCAGCCUCAACCUGUCUACAGCAUCCCUUGUGCCUCAGGCACCCUACCUUCAGAGAGUGCCAGCCAGCCUAUGAGGAGUUCGGCUCUCCCUGCAGGCUCGGCCACUCCCUACAAUACCACAAUAGUAUCUAACAUGGCAAACCCUAAAGAGAAGACCCCCAUGUGUUUGGUGAAUGAGUUAGCCCGUUUCAACAAGAUCCAACCCGAGUAUAAGCUGCUGUGUGAGCAAGGACCAGCUCACUCCAAGAUUUUCUCAGUCAGGCUCACACUGGGAGAUCAGCACUGGGAGGCGGAGGGGACCAGCAUCAAGAAAGCCCAGCAUUCCGCUGCUGCAUCAGCCCUCGCUGAGACGACACUACCCAAACCCACCGUGAGAUCGCCUCGCAACACAGGCAAGCACCCAGCAGAUGGCAUUACACACACCAUGGAGUUAAAUGCACUAUGUAUGAAGCUUGGUAAAAAGCCUAUGUAUAAACCCAUCGACCCGUACCCGGGGAUGAGACCACCAAACUUCAACUAUAACGUCCGGCCUCCAGGACCCUACCAGCGCUCUAUGCAACAAUACUACUACCCUUUUCCUCCAGUGGGACCAAUGAUAUACCACAUGGAGCUUUCCAUCGGAGGCCAGCAGUUUAUUGGAAAGGGACGCACACGGCAGUUAGCCAAGCACGAGGCUGCUGCCAAGGCCCUGAAGGUGCUGCACAAGGAGCCAAUAUUACAACAGAUGCCAGAGGUGAACGGAGAGCCAGAGGAGGAGAACCUCAACAAGUCAGAAAUCAGUCAAGUGUUUGAAAUAGCACUUAAACGCAACUUACCUGUAAACUUUGAGGUUUUAAAAGAAGAAGGCCCUCCCCACAUGAAGAGUUUUGUAGUGCGUGUUACAGUCGGGGAAUUCACUGGAGAGGGCGAAGGAAAGAGUAAAAAGAUUGCCAAGAAGCUGGCAGCAGCUGCUGUGCUGGGAGAGUUAAAGAGGCUGCCCCACAUACCCAGUGUGGAAAAGACGCUGCCACGCAUCAAAAAGAAAACCAAAUCCAUUAUUAAGCUCCAGACCAGUCCAGAAUACGGGCAGGGAAUGAAUCCCAUCAGCCGCCUGGCUCAGAUCCAGCAGGCCAAGAAGGAGAAGGAACCGGAGUACAGCUUGAUGACUGAGAGAGGUCUGCCUCGACGUAGGGAGUUCGUCAUGCAGGUGACGGUGUGUGGCCAGUCUGCGGAGGGGAUGGGACCCAGUAAGAAGGUGGCCAAGAGGAACGCAGCAGAGAAAAUGCUAGACCUCUUGGGAUAUAAAGUGCCUCAGCCUCAGCCCCCUAAACCGGCACUCAAGACAGAUGAAAAGACCCCAGUAAAGAAACCUGGUGAUGGACGCAAAGUGACCUUCUUUGAACCUGGCUCAGCAGAGGAGGUGGCUUUGGCUUCCAAAGAGGAAGACUACCGGCUGCCUUACCUGAGCCACCAGCAGCUGCCUGCAGGAAUCCUGCCCAUGGUCCCUGAGGUGGCUCAAGCCUGUCAAGGAUCCCUUGCUAAGGACUACAACCGAGUUCUACCCAUCCCGGGCAAGGCCACAAUCUCUGCUAUCAUUGCCAACGAGCUGCUUUACGCAGGGACAUCCUUGACUGCUGAGACUAUCCUGAAGAGCAAAAACAACAUAAACCAGCUGCCACACGGACCCCUCACCAGGCCCACAGAGCAGCUCGACUAUCUUGCAUCAGUGCAAUGCCUGCAGGUGGAUUACACAGAUUUCCCCAAAAACAAUAAGAAUGAGUUUGUAUCACUGAUAAACUGCUCCGCCCAGCCGCCACUCAUCAGUCAUGGGAUUGGGAAAGAUGUAGAAUCCUGUCAUGACAUGGCUGCACUGAAUAUAUUAAAGAUGCUCUCAGACUUGGACCAGCAGUCAAAUGAAAGGACAGGAAACGCAGCAGUCUCUCGGUAAGCUGUGACCAACACUGAGUCUAUUUGUUCAAUGAUGACUGUUAGACCUUUCAUUCUAUUACUGAUCACAGUGGUUCAUUGGUCAUAGAAAUAACGCCUGUUUUGAACACUUAACAGCAUGAAAUGGAUUAUUGUUUACUCCUGAAUGGUAAUUCAACCCAAUGUUCAGAGUGAUGUGUGCUUCCCAGGGGAAAUAUGGAGAUAAUUUAUUAACAUUGAGACCAUAAAUAGAAAACGUCUGUUUUUAUGUCUUUAUAAUAACUCUGUAGUCUGAUUCUGUGUUGUGCAAACUCUCAGAGGGCUUUUGUGUUUUCGAGUUUAUUGUCUUUGCAUUUGAGUAUUUCUUUGAAACACACUGGUGCACAUAGAUACAGCCUUCAGGAAUAUUUUGGGGUUAAAAGGUAGUAAGAAUUGACUCUACUUGUGCCCUUUAUUCUCCCAUAGGUGUGGCAAGCAGGAAGUGGAAGGCGAUUUGCAUCUCAAACAGGCUAACUCAAGCACAUUGGCACAGACCCUGGAUGGCACUGUUUAGUUGAUCAGGUUUGGUUGUCUGUAAAAGCACUAGAGAAAACUCCGACACUGUGUUCUUAGUCAGCAUUAGAAGGCUGCAGGAAGCUUCGGGCACUGUAGGCUCUAAACUUUCACUGUUCUUAUUGUACCAAAAUGUUCACAGUUAAACAAGAUUGAAAGGAAAAAAAGAAGCUAUUUCCCCUUGAUGUUGUUUAAUUGUACAAGUUAUUUAUUUUGUUGAGUUGUAGAAAAAGUAGCUGCAUCCUAGUCAACGAGUCAGAGGUUUACUUGGUGAGAAAUUAAUCAAGAAAAUAACUGUGAACCUGCUUUUGCUUUUCCUAGUUUGUCUGUUUUCCUCUAACUGUGGUUUUUAAGUCUUUUAUCCCCGCCAAGGUAGUUUAUAAACAACAUCUCAUAAGGGUUUGGACCUCAUCUUUGUCUAGGGUGCAGCUGUCGAACCUUUGUUGUUUUUCCUAGAGUGCUUUCUAUCAACAACCAGUGUUAACAUUACCAUGUAGGGCCGGAAAGACUCCAACUAUGUAGUGUUUGAUGUUUUGUGACGUUGUCUCUGCUGUGUAAGGUGGGGACGUUUCCCUGUUGCGUCAGUAACCCUGCAUACCCUCCCAUGUCAACAUCCCUUCCCUCUCCGCUCCCCAUGGUAAUUAAACUUCUGUGCAUACCUGCACUAAACAAACA
Molecule: messenger RNA, 3541 nt
Organism: Notolabrus celidotus (New Zealand spotty)
Lineage: Eukaryota; Metazoa; Chordata; Actinopteri; Labriformes; Labridae
Gene: stau1
Product: staufen double-stranded RNA binding protein 1
Exons: 14
Coding region: 336-2336 (666 amino acids)
Source: RefSeq, a predicted model, not a curated record